Molecule: messenger RNA, 987 nt
Organism: Chondrus crispus (carragheen)
Lineage: Eukaryota; Rhodophyta; Florideophyceae; Gigartinales; Gigartinaceae
Product: Calmodulin
Exons: 6
Coding region: 100-552 (150 amino acids)
Molecular function (GO): calcium ion binding; enzyme regulator activity
Source: RefSeq, a predicted model, not a curated record
CUUCUCUCCCUCCCCAACUCCGCGGCGUUGCCCCGCCUUCACUUUCACACCCUUUUUUGCCUACCUUAACGCUUCACACGUUGCUUAUCUUAUCCAAACAUGCCGCGGGGUUCCGUCGACCUUACCGAGGAGACCAUCAAGGAAUUUAGAGAAGCCUUUUCGCUUUUCGACAAGGACGGUGAUGGAAGUAUUUCUGUCGUGGAACUGGGCACAGUAAUGCGCAACAUGGGGCAAAACCCCACGGAGGGCGAACUUCAACAAAUGAUAUCAGAAGUCGAUGCCGACGGAAACGGCCUUAUCGACUUUGCAGAGUUCGUAACCCUCAUGGCUCGCAAGAUGAACAACACGGAUAAAGAUGCCGAAAUUCGAGAGGCUUUUAAUGUUUUCGACAAGGAUGGCUCGGGAAAAAUUUCCGGUGAUGAACUUCGGCAGAUCAUGAAGUCACUGGGCGAGGACUUGACAGAAGAGGAGAUUCAACAAAUGAUCCGCGAAGCUGACACAAACGGCGACGGGGAAAUCGACUAUGAGGAGUUUGUUCGCAUGCUCUCGUGAUUCAGCUUUUGAGUGAGGCUCACGAGUUACCUUUCUCCCUAUGAGCACGUCAACACUAAGGAGGGGAUUUUAAAGAGGAAACUGCGCUUCUCUGCGAUUUACUGAGAACUUUGGUUGUGGAUGGGCACGAUGCAUUGUGAUGUAAAGACUAGAAGUAUGCUCUGAUACAUGGAACAUCAUUGCCCAGCCUUACGUUUUCUCUAUUACCCCAUAUUGACAGACGAUGGAAUUGCAAUCGCUUAAAAGUUUCCCAAGUCGACUCGAUGUUCACUUGAGUAUAUCGUACUGAUGAUGAAAGCUGUCAGGCGUUGCAGGGCUAAGGAAGGAGGGAAGCGAAUAAUUGCUGUGUGAUCUUGUCUUGGUGCGUGGUGGCGUGCGGCGUCGGGCUCUCUCAACUUCUAUAUCUUGUCUGCGUAAAGGAUCUAUUACUCUCUU